GCAGAACUACAAGGUCGAGGUGAAAGCUAUAUAGCAGCAAUGACUGCCUACAGUCGCUCACAGAACGACCUGCUUGGAUGCGUGCACUCUAAUCCAUCUGCGAUGGUCCCUGACGAAAUGUUUGUCUGUGCACUUCUUCUCAGCCUCUUUGAAGUAAGCUAUGAUUUGAUCACGACUUUUCCGGACACGCAACCUGCUUAUCACAAACCAGAUGAUGUUGGACAAAUCAGCCACCCGUUUUUACAACUUUCUGAGGCAAACACUGCGGCCACUGGGCCAACAACGACAGCAGCAGGGUCUCUCAAACCGAUUUGAAGCCUCGCUGCUUCAUCUUUAUUCAACUGUUGAAAUGAUGUGCUCUGCUUUCUUUGACGAGGACUCCGUGGUGGCCGACCCAGAGUGGAGUCAGACUAUGUGCACUAUUGCCAGCUAUGUGCCAUUAACAGUCGUUGAAAAAACGGGGGUCUUUGAUAGCAUUCUUGCUCGACUGUUAAGGCUCAAGAAGCAAUCUGGAGAGUGGCUUCAUGAAAUCCGUUUGGCUCCGAUGGAGAUCCUUCAGGCCCCGAUUGGGGGUGGGCUUGAAAGCGAACCAUUCAACAAAUAUCCCAGCACCGAAAAUGCCCCACAAUCCAACAAGGAGCUGGGCAGAAGAUUUGUCCUAGAGGCGUGGAAUCUUCGACAAGCGUGCCAGGAGGCGACCCCAUUUUUAUGGACGCGAAAUAAAGAUCAGCCAAAGCCAAAUACGCUAUAUUAUCACUGUUCGAUGAUUUUGAUUUCUCGUUUAUUUAUCGAUCCUCUCUGGGCUUUACUUGAUAUAGACCUCCCAGUUCUUCCGCAACAGUCGGUCAAAGAGCAUGCCCUUGAGGCUUUGCGGUUUGCAGAGUGGUGGCUCCCAACCGCAAAAUUUGGCGCGGUUUUUGCCGUUCCUGGAUUGACUGCUAUCUCACUUGAACUUAAUGCGCUCGAACAGCGACAGCGUGUCAGGCGGCUAUUCCAACUGAUUGCGGACAAGGGUUUUGCUGUGGCAUCCGUAGCAGAGUCCGAUGUAGCGCUUGCCUGGUCCGCUGUCCCAUGUCGUUUUUGACAAAAGUAAAAAGGCUUGAUAAUUCGCAAACACGUUUUCCGCGCGUACAUGCUGUUUGACCAUCGGAAUUGCGGCUUCAACAUCUAGCCUAUAUUCCCUUGAAG
This is a messenger RNA of Xylona heveae TC161, 1188 nucleotides long. RefSeq lists its product as hypothetical. The coding region runs from base 212 to 1084 and encodes 290 amino acids. The transcript has 2 exons. NCBI's taxonomy places the organism in Eukaryota, Fungi, Ascomycota, Xylonomycetes, Xylonales, Xylonaceae. The record is from RefSeq and is a predicted model, not a curated record.